AGAGGAGGAGGAGGAGGGAGUUUGAGAAAUAGCUUAAAACAGUGAGAACUGCAGACAUUGUGAGCACAUGGAAAGAGCCAGAGCAGCGCUAACAGAAAACUUUAAGAAAACAAACUAAGCAGCAUCAAAAGAGACAUGGGAUCACUUUGUGGAAACCUGGCUGUACUUCUCCUCUUCCUCUCACCUCUAAUGCACUCCCACCUCUUCGCUCGUGCUUCUACAUCUUCCCCACCCACCACUCGCAAGAAGAUCAUAAUCAUGAAAGACUUUCCCUUAGUUAACACCAGCACUGAUUAUGAUGACUACAGUAUUAUUCCUGAAGUGGUGCCCUCUGUUAAACAUCCCCGUUUGCACAAUGAACCCGGGACUACAGCCUGUAACUACAAUUCCUGCCUGGAAAAUCAGGAGCCCUGUGAAAUGAUCAAAGCUAGAGAAGGGUGUCUCUGCCCUGGGCGGAGUGGUGAGGACAGGCCUCCUCAUGCUCCACGUAUCAAAGCACUGCAGCCAAUCACCACAGGGGAAAAUGCAGGGAAGGUAGAAGUGCAGUGGUGCGCUCCUGACUCAGAUGUUUCCUCCUACAAGGUGAUUGUAGAGGGAAGUGGCAGCGAUUUGGAGUUUGGGAAUGGUGCCCGACGAGGCAUGGUGGGAUAUCUGGAGGUGGGGACAAAGGUUUGCGUGGAAGCAAUAAACAAAGCAGGACACAGCAGUUACUCUGACUUCUCCUGUAAGCGGUACGAACGUCCUGAAUCUUUGGAGCUCAAACUGCUGGCUGGGGUCAUAGGAGGAGGAAUCGUCUUAAUUCUGCUUCUUAUUAUAGUAGCUGUGGUCCUCUGUAGGAGAAAACUGUGUCAGAAAGCACAGAGGGAAUCAGUCAGUGGACUGGGAAACCCCUCUUACAAAUCAGAAAGAGCAUCAUGAACCAGAAAAAAGAAAUGUGGACAGGUCAAUCCAGUCAAGUUAAUUAAUAACAAAAGAUUAAUAGUUUUUAAUGGUGUGUCUUAUAACAAAUACAUGGUUUAAACUCUUGUUUCAAAGAAUCUGCACACAAUCAUGCAAAAAUCAGUGAAAUAUGACUAACAUUUGCUGUUUUGUUGUACGUUUUACAGGGUUGUUUGCAGGCGAAUUAACCUUAGUAGAUUAAUUUUACAGGAUUUUGUUGUUGUUUUUUUGUUAAGCUUCCAUAUUAAUUGUGUUUUUCUAGAGUGCUGACUGAAAUUGUUUUAAUUAAAUUAUUUUUUUAUAAAA
Molecule: messenger RNA, 1245 nt
Organism: Xiphophorus couchianus (Monterrey platyfish)
Lineage: Eukaryota; Metazoa; Chordata; Actinopteri; Cyprinodontiformes; Poeciliidae
Product: leucine-rich repeat neuronal protein 4
Exons: 2
Coding region: 136-918 (260 amino acids)
Source: RefSeq, a predicted model, not a curated record